AUGACCAUUGCGAUUGGAAGAAUGAACUUUAUACUUCUAGCCUUUGGCUUCAUGACCCAGAUUGGCGCGACCGAGCUUACUUCGCCAUGCUCCGUCACUACGAGUGGUGUCGAUUAUGUAACUACCAACCCUGGCCCCGAAGUGAAUAAUGCAGCGUGUAGUCUAGUAGGUAAUGAUCAAAUUAUGAUGUCAAAGUUUGUGGCAGGCAUUAUCUCGUGCUUUUUCUUGGCCGACCGUGGCAGAGAUUCAUCUUUCGCUUUGGAUGACGAGGGUUUUAAGCAGUCACUCAAGGAUGCUCUAAAAUAUUUUGUCAGAAAUAGGGAAGAUUUGCUUAGUGCCUUUAAAGAAUAUUGUGCGAUAGCCUCAGGAACCAUGAAGAUAACAGAUGCAAAAAUGAAGAUAUCACAGACAGCUGAGGCAUUAAGAAUUAUUGUAGACAACCAAGCUUUUUAA
Vittaforma corneae ATCC 50505 is the source of this 453-nucleotide messenger RNA. RefSeq lists its product as uncharacterized. The coding region runs from base 1 to 453 and encodes 150 amino acids. The record is from RefSeq and is a predicted model, not a curated record. NCBI's taxonomy places the organism in Eukaryota, Fungi, Microsporidia, Nosematidae. The transcript has a single exon.